AUGGAAGAAAAAUUAGUCACCGUUGCUUUGCAGGAACAAGUCCUGCAAAGCAUUAAUUCAAAUGUUCCAUUCAUCCCUGGGCAGAAAUUAUCCAAAGUCAAGCCUCAUUUAUCUGCUCUGGAAACGUUUGUCACAAGUGUCAAGUCAAGAAUUGCUGAUGGAACAUUCACGCCUGAAAAAAAAAAUAGACGGAUAAACGUGGCUACCGGUUUUUCACUCUAUUACCGAUCUAUUCAUUUGAAACAAAAAGUUUCCAUAGAAAAACAACCAGCCGACUUUCUUGAAGAUAUUGAAAACGGCUAUACAUCUGGGAGACAAAGGACAAGCAGCUUAGACGAAUAUUACCAUUUAUGUGGUUAUAAUGAUGCAACGUUUACACGAAAUCAGCAUCAGAAGCAACUCAUGGCUGAAUACUUGAAAAUAUCAGACCUGAGCUCAUUGAAGACAUCGAAUAUCAAAGAUUUUAUUAAAGCAUGCAAAGAAAGACAGGCGUUAUAUGAUGAUAUUAAAAAAAAACAAAAAGGUGUGCAUGAGAUUUGCAAGAGGUUCGACUAUAACAGCAGCAAAUAUCAUCAGAAGUCAUCUACUGGUGUAAAGUCAGUUAUUAAUAAUGUAAGCGAAUUCUAUCCACCUACCCCGGCCGACCAUAAAGAAAGGCCAGUAAAAACAAUCAUUACUUUGGGCGAUGGUGUGGUUUAA
Messenger RNA from Cokeromyces recurvatus, 699 nucleotides. RefSeq lists its product as uncharacterized. NCBI's taxonomy places the organism in Eukaryota, Fungi, Mucoromycota, Mucoromycetes, Mucorales, Mucoraceae. The record is from RefSeq and is a predicted model, not a curated record. The coding region runs from base 1 to 699 and encodes 232 amino acids. The transcript has 4 exons.